AAAUAUCGUAUUAAUUAACGAUUAAACAUCUUGCUUUCUGUUAUAAAUUUAUAUAUAUAUAUAUGUACGUAUGUAAAACACACAUUUACUAAUUUUUAUACUCUUGAACUUGGUUCGCAUCGUUUUCUCAACAUCAUCACGGUUAACUAGCCAGUUGAUUAACUUUAUACUCUUCGCCGAAGAAGAACAUUUCCUCGUUUGAAACCAGAUGGGGGCGUUUUAUCCUGAUUUUGGGAACCUCCUUCGGGCAACAUCUCCCUUGUCCAAUUACUCGAGACAUUAAUUACACUUAAUUAUUGCCCGGACGAUCUGAAAUAGGCCCGCAUUGUGCUCACGUUGAGUUCUUACGCGUGGCUUAAUGAAACGGACGUCCGGCUUGUAUCGUUGAUAAUAAGAUUGCCGCCGUUAAGGGAUCACGUCGAUUUCACAAAAGACGAACGCCCCGUAAAAAGUAAUUUAAUUCCAGCUGGUGGAUGCGUAGCCCAAGGAUCGGUGUAAAUCACGAAGCGCGAACACACACCGCUUGAAUGACGCCACCAUUGUUUACCGAUGAACAUUUCAGCGAACCUCCGCUAAAUAAAACAAAAUAAAAUAUAGCAUACAAAUAUACACCAAAACUCUCUAGUCAUGUAAACAAAAUUAAACGAAAUGAAAUAAAAUUCGAUAAGAUCUGCGAGUCGUAACAGAAACAAGAUUUAAUAAUUUCUCAUCAACAGAACAUUUGUUAUGCAGACUCGUGGACAGAAUGUUUUUCAUAGUGGAAAAGCGGUUACGCGAACAUGAAACGUAUGUAACAGUUGUUAUCAACGAGUGACACGUGCCAGGUUUCACCGGACACACUUUGGAAUCGCCUGCACGUGCAUCAACCACAAACAAGAACCAUACAUCAUUUUCACGUUAAAAUGGCAAACGACGAUAGAACUGUUACCCGUUGCUCGUGAUCGUGUCCUGAAACACGAUAAUUUUAGCUCUUCGGAAUGUAUCUAUCUUCUAUGCAUUGAACGAUCUCUUACGUGGAUACUUAUUUCGGGGGAGCAUCUCGGAAGCCAUGCCGGCUGACGAGUUCGCUGGAAAUCGAAACAGAAGCAAACCAAGGCUGCAACCACCUUAACGAACCGCUAUUAUCACUGGCAAGGUCAUCGGGCAGACCGGAUCUAAUCAUGCUCACGCCGACCAUGCUUCCUAUGCACUCGUUCCUCUUUCUUAACGACGUCAACCAGAAGAUCGGGUGCUAAAAAAUUCGAAAUCGAGUUGAUUGAAAAUCUCAAGAAAUAUCUCAAAAAAAAAAAAAAUACGAAUAAACAAUUUGAUAUAGAAAUCAUCCAUUUUGGACAAAGAAAAGAAAUAAUCAGAAAAAGGAAUAACCACAAAAGCUCUGAAUUUCAUUGCUUCCUAAUGGUACUUCCUUGGAUAUUUUUACAUUCUGGAGGCGUGAACGAACUCUGAAAAACAGAAACGACUUCUAUCGGAUGAUCGAAAGAACUACCUGGACACUGAGUAUAAUUAUUCACACGUGCGGAUGCCACUUCCGGCAUGUUUCUCCUGAAGAAGGCCAGAUUCAGUUUUUGCCAGUUGUAGAUAGAAGUUGAAGUGGCGAACGUCUUAACGAGGUUGCUAGAAUGUCAAAGAAAUAGAUGAGAGAAAUAUUAUGAAGAUAUAUUUAUGAAUAUCUAAUUGAGCAUUUAAUUAAGAACAUAAUCGAAAGACCAAAAUAAGUUGGUUCUUGAGACCAAGUACCUAUCUAAGUAUAAUAGUCUCUUUUACUUACGGUUUAGUAAGAGGACUCGAGUAAAACGAUUACUCGUCAAAAGGAACAAUAGAAUAAUCAUGCCUCCGCAGACGGUGGUCUCUGCUUUCAUGCCUCAUCGCGGAGAAUCUCAGCGAAAGAAGUGUCCCGAAGCGUGAGCUAAAAGGUGGCUAUGUAGGCUGCCUAGUGAAUACCGUCGCCAUGGUGGAGCUGGCGUGCAGCAACUCCCUAAGCCCAGGAACCUAAUCCUGCGUCAGAAAGACAAAAUUCGCCAAGGAGGAAAGUAAAAAAAAAAUAUAUAGGGAAGAAGAGACAAAGAUUAAAGAUCGUUAAUAAUUAAAGGUAAUUUAAGGAUAAAAGGGAGAAAGAAUUGUGUAAAAAUUCUACUGGGAAAGAAAAGAAAGAAGAAGCCUCCAACGAGAAAGACGUCCUCAGAAGCGAGUCCCGCGUAGCGCCAUGUAGAGGAGCAGGAAGAAGCGCAAUCUUCCUCAGGCAUUCCAGCGUCGAGUAAUGCUGAAGCAUAUCCUGACGGGGCAACCGUCGUCAGCGGGCUCCAGGCACCAGCACAAUGACUACCAGGCGAGCUCGGGCUCGUUGCACGGCGGCCACCACCACCACCAUCAUUCUGGUCACCAACAGGAUCAACAGCAACACCAUCAUUACAACCAAAACAGCAACGUUCGUGGAACGACAGGGGGGAGCCAAGGACGGGGAGUCGACGUUUACGACUCGGUGGUCCAUCAAAGAGCCAACGUGCAUCAGGCUGCCACCACGCCAUCUUCCACUCACAGACACCCUUUGAAUCAUUCUCAGUUGAGCGUGAACAAUCUUUCUCAACGAUUGAAUCACUCGCACGCUCUUAAUUUGUCCACGUUGUCCACGUCGAAGCAUUCUGUGAACAGCGUCAGUCCUGUUGCUGGUGGGAAUAACAAUAACAAUAAUAAUAAUCUGUCGACUACAUUAGGGGUGAUAUCCCCGGCGCCGCUGCACCAGGACAGCAGACCUAAAGCGAAUGGAGGCUUCGAUAUCUCGAGACUGUCCAGAUUACCCAGUCAGGCGACACCUUCGCCUGCACCUGCUCUUCAGGGUACGACUACCGGGGGACAGUUAACCGGUCCCGGUUCCACGGCGUACCCCUUGAACGCUUCCUGGUCGUCGUCCCUGUCGAGGAAUCACAAGGACCACGAGGUUGGCGCGAAAGAGACGUUGACCAGUUUGGGUUUAUUGUGUCUAGUGUCGUUGUUACUGGCGCUACUCUCGUUGAUCUUCUUGCUGAAGAUCUCACCGCUAACGGUGACGCCGAGUAGCCUGAUCAGCCCGGAAGAGUAUACGAUUGUCUACGAGGUGACGUUAGCGCUGUGCGCACUCGCCCUCUCCCUAAACCUCUGCUGUCUCCUCGUGUGCGCUAUACAGUUCCUCUUCACUGUGAAACUCGUCAAGACUUCGUAUCAAGGACAUUGGAGUAACAAGUACCUGCAAAAAUCAUCCAUCAGCCGGAUAUGUGCUGUCGGAGGAUUUUUCAUUAGCAUUCCCGUCUUUCUAACUGGUAUGAUAUUGUACACAUUCAUCCAGUUUCAUUCGACGCCGGCAAUCGUUACGUCGGUUUUCAUAGGCCUUGGCAUCGUGUUUUGUGGAUGCGCAAUGGUCCAUAACGUCUUCGUGUGGCAGAGGGAGAAGACGAAUGCCGUGAAGGCGUUAGCGCGCGAACAGUGCGAAGCGGCGGUACAGCUGCAGCGUCAGCAGCAGCUGCAACAGCACCAGAACCAGCCCCAGCUACAACAGCAACAACUACGUGGCCCGCUAACCAUCCACCAUGCUGGCUGCCCGACGAAAGUCGGGCCCGUGACGAACCAACUAAAUGCCAGCCACGCAACGCACGGCCGAGCUGCACAGUACCAACACUAUCAUCACCAUCAUCAUCAUCGACACGUGUCAAUGUCCCCACCGCCCUUGUUGCUCUCAUCGCCAGCUCCGAUCGCGGCGACGCACAAUCACCUGAACGUGAGCGGACACAGAAACGUGGUUACGCCACCGGAUACACCAGCAGAUAGGUCGCCACCGAGUCCUGGAAAUAAGCUAAAUAGAUCGCAGCAUUUGCCACGGGAAGCAACCGGCAGCGUCAGUCCUGGUCUUCCGGCUGCCACAUUGGAUCUAAGUAGCGCAGCAACCACCAAUAGUCCGCAUGAAUUAUCCACGUUAGUUUAGAAAUUUGGUCCGAACAUUAUAUCUUCACAUAGGAUUGGAGAUUAAUAGUUGAUAGUUAAUUUACACAUCGAUCUUUUUAUUUGUAAAUUGGGUCCUGGUUUAGAGUUGGUUUGUAAAAAUUCGGUCCUAAUUGUUAAAUGAUGAAUAUUGAUUAAGAAUAAUAGGCAUUGAUGUACCAAUCUAUUUUUAACUUAUAUACUUGAGCACACGCAUUGGAAAUUUCACUUUUAUUCCGUGAAACAGCAACUUCAUUAUUCGCUUAUUCAAUAGGAUAAUUGCUCAUAUUUCAUGGACAAUUUUAACAAUGUUUUGAAUAAUUUCUAACGGUACAAUUGUGAUGAAGUGAAAAAAAUCGUGAUAAGAAACAGAGAGAAAAGUUGCUCGUUAAUGAAUAUUGACCAGAAAUAAAGUAAUUUCUAAAGGAUAUCCCGAAGACGUAAGGUUUCGUAAAUAUUACGAAAGGAUUGAUUAAUUUAUACCCGCGUGUAUCUUGCCAUUACCAUACUAUUACUAUCAUUAUUAAUAUUGUUAGUAUUACUCGAUUACAUUAUUAUUAAUAUUAAUAUUAUUGCCUUAUUAAUAUUAAUGUUAUUGUUACUAUUAUUAUUAAUGUUAUGGAACCUCUAGUCCUAGGUUACUUUCGCUGCCACGAAAGGAUAAGAUUUUCGAAUUUUUGACUAUUACGCGUAAUUCAAGUUUUCCUGUUGCGCAUGCGCAGUAGAAAGAAAGUUGGCGGAACUCAAAUCUCGAACUAUAGAGAGUUGAAAAGUAGUAAAAGUAAAAAGGCACGAAGAACAUUUGUAUUUGUACUGUAUUAAGUUUGAUGAUAACAUUUUUUCGUAUUCACUUUGGUAAAUAUUAGUUUUAUCUAAAAUUGAACAAAGCAUUUUAUGUUUUUCAAAUAUGGUACAUAAUCGUAAUAUCGAAUUUUGUAAACUGAUAGUAAGAAACUCUAUAAUUCGAGACUAGAACUUUGAUCAAGUUCACAUUGAACGUAAACUGACUUAAUUUGUUAUUUAAGCGUGUAUACUAUACGUGUUUGUUCCUUCUUCUCUUGUGCGCAGGCUAUAGCUUAAUUACUUCCAAUAAACGCAGUUAUAUCAAAUCAAUGACCGAUACAAAUUUAGAUAUUAGGAUUAUUUAAACAAGAGAUUAAAAACUAAAAAGUAUUCUUUUUAUAUUGCAUAUGUACAACGAUCCUUUGUGUAAUAAUGUGUACUCCUCUUCUUAGUUUACUUUUGUAUAUUUUGCGACAUUCGAUAUUAAUUUUAUGAGGGACGUACUUACACUUUAUCUUUGUAAUUAAAUGUGAAAUGAAAGAAAAGAAAUGAAAUGAGAAAAGGAAAUUCGAUGUAUGAGUAUAUACGAAUUGACGGAAUUAAAAUUUAACGCUAUAUUUAAACAGAAGACGUGAAAUAUCUUGUCAUCUUAAAAUAACUUGAUCAUUCCUAUUCUUUUACAUAAAAACACUUUUCGAUUGUAACUUAAGAAAAAUGUCUGCUAACGUGAAACGUGCCAGAAAAGAUUAACAACUUUCAUGAAAUUGGCAAAUUUCUCAUUAAUAUCGUUAAACUCGCGUUUAUAAAGAUCAGAUCAGUGUACAUAAUAUACAAAACAAAUGCAGAAUAUAUAAAUAUAGCACAUACGUUUUGAAUUAUAUUCGAAUUGGGCAGGGUAACCACGUGAAAAUAUGUAAAUUUCACGAUGUGUAAUGAUGUACACUUUAUAUCGAACUUGUAAGUAGUGUAGAAAUAGAAUAUUUUACACGUAACAAAAUAUACAAACGACAAUACACAAGUUAAAUUAUUUGUUAGAUCCAUGUAUAACAAGCAUAGUACAAAAGUGUUUUAGCUUUAUGUACUAAUAAUUAUGAGAAAUACCAACUUAAUAGAUGUAUUUGGUAUGUACCUAGUUAAGAAAACAAUAAAUUAUUCUGAACAGAUAAAGCGUUUAGUAGCUUGUGAAGUAUGAAUUUUCGGAAACGUAAGUAUUUUAUAUCUAAGUAGUUAAGAAACGUGAGCAAGGGAAAUCAAACAAAGGAACUAAGUUUUUUUGUUUAAAAAUAUUUAAUUUGUUGUUCUAUUAUCCAAGAUUAGAAGCGAUAAUGUACAAAAUCUGAAUAAAUAAGAUUCCUCAAUA
Molecule: messenger RNA, 6091 nt
Organism: Bombus pyrosoma
Lineage: Eukaryota; Metazoa; Arthropoda; Insecta; Hymenoptera; Apidae
Exons: 5
Coding region: 2258-3952 (564 amino acids)
Source: RefSeq, a predicted model, not a curated record